Molecule: messenger RNA, 1974 nt
Organism: Colletotrichum tamarilloi
Lineage: Eukaryota; Fungi; Ascomycota; Sordariomycetes; Glomerellales; Glomerellaceae
Product: F-box domain-containing protein
Exons: 2
Coding region: 1-1974 (657 amino acids)
Molecular function (GO): protein binding
Source: RefSeq, a predicted model, not a curated record
AUGCAGCUCGCCGUUCGGCCUCUACAGAAGAUGGGGUUCUUUCGCAGGGAUAAGGACAAGAAGAAGCAGCAAAAGGGUCACCAGCAGUCAAAGUCCCACGAAUUCACAGACUCCCAGCUGUCAAAGUACUCUUCCCAGGUCCAGCAGAACUUCCGCAACGUCGCCUCCCCGCCCGGCGCUCACAUCCCCACGCGAGCAUCCGCCGCCCUUUUCCAGAGCCUGCCAAAGGAAAUCCUCCCGCGAAUAUUCUCAUUCGUGUGCCCCCACACCCAAGAUGAGACCUACGAGACGUGCGAGACGAGCGCCAUCUUUGACGCAUGCAUGCUAUGCGACCUAAGAGACCUCGCCCACUGCGCGCGCGUCUGCUGGAAAUGGAACCAAGCGGCCAAUGCCCUGCUGUACCACAGCAUCCGAAUCGACGCCGUCCACUACUGCCCCCGCGAGAUCUACCUGUCAGAGCAGCGCAAGCGCAAGACCUUCUUCAAGCGCAACGCCGAUCCCGAAGAUACCCCCACCGCCCGUCUGAAGCUGCUCUGCAGAACCUUGCGCGAGGAUCCUACACGCUUUGGCUCAAGAGUCCGAUACUUCAAGGUCCCCUAUAUGCUCCGCGAAGCCGCCACAGCCGACCUUGCCCGCAUCAUCCACGUUCUCCCCAACAUCGUCUACGUGGACCUACCUGAGGGCCUCUUCGCCGAUGAGCAUGGCUACGCCACGUUGAGGCUCGAGGUUGAGGCUAGAUGCCGAGACCUCCGCAAGAUGACGUACCGCGCAGGCGCUGAGAACAGCUUGUCCAAGCUAGCGCACGGCGGUAUCUGGCAGAAUCUCGAGGUCCUGGAGCUGAUCAAGAUCAACAUGGAUCCCAUCGUGCUGCGGCAUGCUCUGGCCAACCUGCGGAAGCUCCGCGCGCUAAAGGUCAUGGAGUCGCAAGCCUUCUCGGACGAUAUCUUUGCCCGCAGUGAAGAAUUGCCUCCGUUCCCGCCCCUCGAGGAGCUGGUCCUAAGCAAUACUCCAGCCGUCACCGCCCAAGGUUUGGUGGACUACCUGAGCCGGGCUGAUACCCGCAACCACCUGCUCGUCUUGUCCCUCCUCAAGACGGGCGUUCACCCGGCGACACUCGCUGACAUCUUGUCUGCGGGCACAAACCUGCAGACCCUGGCCAUCGAGGCCUCAGUAAGCGACGCUUUCAAGAGUGGACCCCGGACGCGUAGGCUCGCGUCGGUCUCUCUCGAGUCGCUACGUUUCGAAAUCACGGCUUCCAAGUCUGCGGGCCCUUACUCCAGUGUCACAGCUAGUUACUACACUUAUUUGGCCGCAUCGCUCAGAGGCAACGGCAUGCCCAACUUGCGGUCAGUCUACGUGCUGGACGAGUUCUUCCAAGACGAGCUCGAGGGUCUGCCCCGUCCCGCCGCGGCGUUUUCCUCCUACGGCGCCAACGCUCGUCCAAAAUCUUCGCACACGCCCGGAGCCAACCGGCCAAUGUCCGGUCUGGGCCCCGGCAGCGGUGGUCGCGGUGGUCUCGCGCCGCCUAGCAGCGCCGGCAUGGCGAUCCCUCGACCUUUCGCGGGGGCUUCUCAAGUGCGCGCCUCGCAGCGCUUCAGCUCAACGAAUCCUUUUGCCGGUACCGGCCCACUCUCACACCCUCUCACAAUCUACUGCAAGGCGGACGAUGCUCUGGACUGGUCGUCAGUGAUGCUUCAGCCUACGGCAGCACUAGGUGGCGGAUCUCGCCAUCGAGGAAGCAUGAGCAUUCACGGCGACCGGCCAAUUAGUUCCUACGGUCUUGGAGCCGAUAUCGCGGGAUCAGGCUGGAACACGGCGGCGGCGAGGAAGAGUGUCAUGGUGGGCAACGGCGCGGGUAUGUUCAUGGCCAUCCCGAGCCAGAGCACCGGUGGCAGCAGGGGAAGUGACGAGGAUCUGUGGCCGAGGCCCAGCACGGCGAAUAAUGAGAAGAAGUCGAAUGAUCUCUGGCGGUGA